Messenger RNA from Caenorhabditis auriculariae, 12346 nucleotides. The record is from the annotation of a GenBank genome assembly. Lineage: Eukaryota; Metazoa; Nematoda; Chromadorea; Rhabditida; Rhabditidae.
AUGGGCCAAAAAAGGGAAUAUUAUGACUGGGAGGACAACUUUCGCUACACCUAUCCCUUGUUCUUCGGCGAGCAGCCCUGGCCCUUCCUUUUUUAUUCCAUUUCCAUGGUUUGAAGUUUUAAAGGCGCAUGGCCUGAUUUUUCGAAAAAGUUUUGAAAAGAAAAGGUUUUUUAGCGUUAUUUUGAGUUUUGUAAGGUUUUUGCUGCAUUUGGACGUUUUAGAAAAAGUUUUUUGAUUUUAUCUUUUUCAAGUUAAGGAUCGAUGAGGUUUUUAAAGGCGCAUGGCCUAGUUUUUUGAAAGAAUUUCGAAACGAAGAGACUUUUUAGCGUUAUUUUUGAGUCUUGUAAAGUUUCUGCCGCUUUUAGAAGUUUCAGAAAAAGUUUUUUGAUUUUUAUCUUUUUUAAUUAAACGAUCGAUGAAGUUUUUAAAGGCGCAUGGCCUUAUUUUUCAAAAGGUUUUGAAAAAAAAGGUUUUUUCAGCGUUAUUUCGAGUCUUGCGAAGCUUGUACCGCUUUUUAAACUAUUGAAAAAAAUGAUUUUUUUAAUUGAAUAUACUGAUUUUUGAGUGAUUCCUGAUGAAAAAAAUGAGCCUUCUGCAAUAUUUGAACUGUUUUUUCUGCUUCAAAAUGUACUUUGAUAUCGAUUUUAGCUUUUUCAGCUUCUUUGACCCCUUAAUUUACUCAAAAAAAUGAUUAAAAUUGUUCAAAAAUUAUCUCUGACUCUCCAUCUUUCCUUAGUCUCUGACGGCUUUUUUGAAUUCGAAAUAAAUGGAAUUUCCUAAUUUUUUUUUUCUGGAUUCUAUAGAAUUAUUACGGGCUCUGAUAGAAGAAAAAAGAAAAAUCGAAUUUUUCCUGGUAAAUAUUCGAAAUUUUUCCAGGUGGUAGUAUCAUUUUUGCUGUUCCGAACGUUGCAAUUCGUCGUGAGAUGGUACCUUUUCGGCAAAUGCACCUACAGGACGUUCAAUUACUUUGGCCUGCGGGCGAAUGCCGGCAGAAAUAGCAGCCGGAACAGCGACAGUCGCGAUUUGUCGGUUGGUUUUUAGGUAUUUCGGAAGAAAAUCGGUCCGAAAUUCGAAAAAUAUCUAUUUUUUCUCGAUUUCGAAAGAAAAUCCGCUCUGAGAAACUCUAGAGUGGUCCCUGAAGGGAGUGGAAUAGCGACCUUUCAAGGUGCCCCUAUAGGGAUCCCUACGCUUUGUGUACAGGAAGAAAUUGAGCUUCAAGGGUUCAGUGAACCGCUCAGAAAGCCCUUUAGGGGCCACUAUAAUUAAGACCCCUAUAGGGAUCCCUUCUCACUGUCUACAGUGAGCACUUAAGGUUGAGAGUUUUAGUGAACCGUUAGAAAAACCCUAUAGGAGCCCCUAAACUUUUGAUCCUUAGAGGGAGCCUUACGCUUUGCCUACACGGAGCACGUAAGCGUUCGGGCCUUAGUAGACGGCUAAGAAAGCACUAAAGGGACCACUAAAAUUUUGACCCCUAUAGGGAUCCCUUCUCACUGUCUACAGUGAGCACUUAAGGUUGAGAGUUUUAGUGAACCGUUAGAAAAACCCUAUAGGAGCCCCUAAACUUUUGAUCCUUAGAGGGAGCCUUACGCUUUGCCUACACGGAGCACGUAAGCGUUCGGGCCUUAGUAGACGGCUAAGAAAGCACUAAAGGGACCACUAAAAUUUUGACCCCUAUAGGGAUCCCUUCUCACUGUCUACAGGGAGCACUAAAGGUUGAGAGUUUUAGUGAACCGUUAGAAAAACCCUAUAGGAGCCCCUAAGCUUUUGAUCCUUAGAGGGAGCCUUACGCUUUGCCUACACGGAGCACGUAAGCGUUCGGGCCUUAGUAGACGGCUAAGAAAGCACUAAAGGGACCACUAAAAUUUUAACCCCUAUAGGGGUCAUCAGAGAAAAUGAGAAAUUUUCGAGAGGUUCCUAUAGGGAGUGUAAUAAGGACCCUCUGAGCCACCCCAAUAGGGGCCCCUACAUCAGGGCUUCGCUUAGAAAUUACUUAAGGGUUCACCAAAGCUUUUACCGCUUAAGGGACCCCUAAGCUUCGCCUAGAGGGAGCACCAAAGCGCUAGGGCUUCAGUAGACCCCUAAGAAAGCACUAUAGGUGCCACUGAAAUUUUGACCUCUUAAGGGAGCACUCAAGCUUCGAGGCUCUAGUGAACCGCUCAGAAAACAGUAGAGGGGCCCCUGAAACUUUGAUCCCUAUAGGAACCGUAAAAUUUACCCUAGAGGGUUCCAUAAAGCAACAAAACCCUAUAGGGACCCCUACACUCGGCUUGUAAAGUCCAUGCGCCGCGAAUUGACAGUUUUUGACUGCCUGCGUCUCUCUGGUCCCUGCUUGCGAGGCCAGAUAUACUUGAAAAUAGUACGUCAAUAUGAGAAGGUUAGACGAGAGACAAGAAGAGAAUUCUCGCCCUUUUAAGUCGUAAAAAUGAGCUGCAGGAAGCACUAUAGCGGUCACUAAAGCUUUGACCCCUAUAGGGGCCUCUCCAAUAUGCCUUAAUCCCUUUUUCCCUGGAAAACUUCGUGAUAUUCUCCUGCUUAAUCCCUCUAGGGACCACUUUGAUAAGCUAAAUCCUUCUAGAACCUCUUAAAGGAGCUUAAUCCCUCUAGGGACCACUUUGAUGAGCUCAAUUCCUCUAGGAGCCACUUUGAUAAGCUAAAUCCUUCUAGAACCUCUUAAAGGAGCUUAAUCCCUCUAGGGACCACUUCGAUAAGCCUAAUCCCUCUAGGGACCACUUUGAUAAGCUUAAUCACUCUAGGGACCUCUUAAAGGAGCUUAGUCCCUCUAGGGACCACUUUGAUAAGCCUGAACCCUCUAGGGACCACUUUGAUAAGCCUAAACCCUCUAGGGACCAUUUUCAUGAGCUUAAUCCCUCUAGGGACCAUUUUCAUCCCUGUAGGAACCACUUUGAUGAGCUUUAUCACUCUAGGGACCACUUCGAUAAGCCUAAUCUCUCUAGGGACUACUUUGAUAAGCCUAAACCCUCUAGGGACCUCUUAAAGGAGCUUAGUCCCUCUAGGGACCACUUUAAAAAUGAGUUUCCAGGCGAUCCCACCCAACAAAAAGUGGCGGAUCUCGAACGAGGCCGUCUCCCUGGGCCAUUCGAUCGUGUCCGGACUCUGGGCGGCUUACGCCCUCCUCUAUUACAAGCAGCUCAUGACCGACCUCGUCUUUUACCGAUGCGAAACGGCCAUCUACCUGGUAUCCAUUCCCAAAAAAAAGAAGGAACCUGAAAAUUUCCAGAUUUUCCUCUCGACGGGCUAUUUGCUCCACGAUUUGCUGGACUUGCUCGUCAAUGAACAAUCGGCCAGAAUCAUCGAAUUACUGUUUCAUCAUGUCGUCGUUUUGUCCGCAUUUGCGAUUACUAUGGUUGGUGCAUGCAGAAAAAGGACGUUUUUUCAGGAAAAGUUGCGAAAAAUUCAUUUCGGCAGUUUAAAAUGUUAAAAUGUUACUUUGUUAAGGUUUUUAGGGCUUCAAAAAGUUAGUUUUUUCGAAAUUUGAUGUAAAAUCUGAAUGGGAAGAGCUUGAAAAAUGCUCUUUUUAAGUUUGAUUUUUUCAGAAUAAGCCUGAAAAAUUCAUUUUGACACUGUAAAAUGUUAAUUUGUUUCAUUAAUAGACUUUUAUAGGGUUUUUAAUGGCUUCAAAAAGUUUGUUCUUUAGAGUUUUUUUGUGCUUUUUUUGAAUGGAGAAAGCUUAAAAAAACUUUAAAAAGGUGUGUUUUUUCGAAUUAAUAGAAUUUUUUUAGGGCUUCAAAAAGUUCAUUUUUUUCGAAAUCUAGUGUAUAUUUUUGAAUGGGAAAAAGCCUUGAAAUUCGAGAAAAAAAUGGCUUUUUGUCAAAGUUUUUUUGUUUGAUUUUUGAUGGAAAAAGCUUGAAAAUUUAAUCUGGCACUGUAAAAAAAGAUUGAUUUUUUUGGUUUUGAGACUCUUAAACUCAGGUUAGUAGCUUUAAGGGAAUUUUUUUAGUAUUCGAAAAAAAUUUCUUUUUUUGAAUAUUUUUGGUGUAUCUUUUUCUUGACGAUUUUUCAUAGGACCUGUGUUUUUCCGAUUUUUAAAUUGGUAUUGAAUUUUUAUAAAACUGUACUAACUUCUUUAAAAAAAUCUCAAAAAAAGUACUUUUUAAACAGACUAAAAAAAUUAGAAAAUAUUGAAAUUUAGCAGGAUUUUUGAGCUUUUUUUCAAAGUUUCCUAGGUAUUUUUUUAACUAAAAAAACCUUUUUUUGAAUGGUAAAUUUUUUUCGAUUUUUUUGAAAUGUUUUUUUCGCAUUAUUUUAAUGUCUUUGCAAGUCUCAUGAAGCUUUUUUUGAAGGGCUCUUGAAACUUUGAAAUCAUGUAAAAUUUUUUUGAAUUUAUCAGGAUUUCAAGAUUUUUUUCGUUUCCUGUAGAUUUUUUUAUAGGGUUUUUUUAAAUCUCUCAAAAAGUUUGUUUUUUUAGAGAAUCAGGGUAUAUUUUAAAUGGGAAAAGCUUUCAAAUUCGAGAAAAAAUGGCUUUUUUCAAAGUUUUUUUGUUUGAUUUUUGAUGGAAAAAAAGCUUGAAAAUUUAAUUCACCGAUGAAAAAGUUGAUUUUUUUGGUUUUUUUCGACUUUUUAAAAUCAAAUACGUAGACUUUAAUGGAAGUUUUAGUGUUCCAAAAAUUUCGGUUUUUUUCAAGUUUUUUUAGUGUAUAUUUUUUUGACGAUUUUUUUCAUAGGACCAACAUUUUUUUAUACGAUUUUUUUAAAAAGGCUCAGCAAAAAAAUUACAAAUUAAUUUUUUUAAUCUUCAUUUCUUCAUUUUGAAAGGGCUGAAAAAAACAUACAAAAAUAUAUGAAUUUGAGCUUUUUUUCAUAGUUUUUUUCAGGUAUUCCCAAAGGGGAGAGCCUUUUUUUCUUUUUGAAUUGAACAUUUUUUUGAUUUUUUUCGAAAUGUUUUUUUCGCAUUAUUUUUAAUGUCUUUGCAAGUCGCAUGAAGCUUUUUUUGAAGGGCUCUUGAAACUUUGAAAUCAUGAAAAAUUUUUUUGGAAUUUAUCAGAAUUUCAAGAUUUUUCGUUUCCUGUAGCUUAUUCUGGCUUGUGCCAUCGAAAAAAUGGGUCCUGACACGAAAAAAAGGGGAUAGUGUCUGAAUUAUGGAGAGUGCCGACAAUCAGAAGCCCCCUUAGCGUCCUAAGCAAGCGAUGAAUAGAAUAUAAGAAUUUUCCACCGAAAAACUGUACAAAAUUCUUUUAAGAAAAUGAAAUAUAUUGAAAAAUGUAUUUUCAGAUCAGCCAAAGGUUCCUCGGCGUCGUGAUUUUCGGUCUCCUGAUGGAACUCAACUCGAUAUUUCUCCACUCACGUAGUUUACUCAAUUUGUGGGUUUUUUUUACGUAGUAGAAAUGAAAAAUUCCUUUUAAGGACCGCUGAAAAAAAAUUAAAAAUGGUCGAAAUUAUUUUUUUUACGAUGCUCCACUUGACGGUGGGAAAAGCCUUUUGAGCUCCUUGAUAAUAUUUUUUGGAUCCCUGGAAGUUUUCCUAGUUGCUUUUUUAGUUGAAAGAUGUGAGAGAGAUGUAAACGUGACAUGAAAAAGACCACCUUAAGGGCCCUUAGAAGCUCAUUUUUGAGGUUUUUCCCGAGUUCCGGAGGCUUCUGAGAGACUCUAGGGAUCACUUAAGGGUCCUGACGCCGCUAAAGUGGUCACUAGAAAUAUUAAGAAGCAUUCGAUUCCCGUUACCAAGGCCCUUGUGGAUUUACAUGCACAUAGGCAAAGUCAAAAAGGGUGGAAAAAGGCUCCAAAAAUGUUCCUGUUUUGAUGCCUUUUUGCGCCUGUUAUGCACCAUUCUUGCUGCCUCUCCCUUUUUCCACCAUUUCUUGAGCCUUUAAAAUGGCAGAAAAAAUGGAAGGCUUGAUAAAGGGAACCUUUUUGAAGCCUUUUUGUUGCCUUUUUGCGACCUUUUUGCAGCCUUUUUUUGACCUUUUUGCUCCCUUUUUGCGGUUUUUUGAGCCUUUCAUCUUCCCGACAUUUCCCGAACAAUUUGACUCUUUUCCCAGAUAUGGAAUCGAUAAAAAAUCGCCCUCUUUCCGCAUCAUCGCCCUACUGAACAUGGUCACCCUGUUUUUCUUCCGCCUCUGCGUCUCGGUCUACCUUAUUUAUUUUGCGGUGAGUUUUGGGGUUUUUUGUAGUAUUUUAACAUGAAGAAGGUUUAAAAAAAAUUAGAAAGAAAUUUUUUUUUGUACGACGUUCCCCUUGACGGUCGAAUUUUGGCUCGAAUUUUUCACUUUUUCAACUUUUGGCCCGUUUUUGGGGAUUUUAGUACGGUUUUAGUAGGUUUCUACCAUUGUGACGGUCGGAAAAAAAUAUAGAAACAAAUUUUUGUACGACGCUCCACUUGACGGUGCAAUUUUCUCGCUUUUUUUACCUUUUUUUGCGGCGAAAUUUGGGGGUUUUUUUAGUAGGAUUUUUAGCAUUAAAAAAGGUCAGAAAAAUAGUCAAAACCUUUUUUUUUUGUACGAAACUUCACUUGACGGUGGAAUUUUUUUUCAUUAUUUUAUUUUUUCGCAGUGAAUUUUUGGGGAUUUUAGUAGAAUUUUAAAAUGUAAAAGUCCACAAAAAUGUUCAAAUUUAUUUUUUUUAUGUACGACGCUCCACUUGACGGUGGAAUUUUUGUCGCGUUUUUUUAUUAUUUUUAUUCAUUUCGCAUUGAGUUUUCUGGGAUUUUAGUAGGAUUUUAGCAUUAAAAAGUUCAGAAAAAUCGUCAAAAUUGUUUUCUCUUGAACGACGCUCCUCUUAACGGUAGAAGAUUGGGGCAAAUUUGCUUUUUAUUCUGAUUAAUUUUACUUUUUUUAGGCUUUUUCAGAAGGGAUGUAAACAUUUUUUUCAGAAAGAAAUUCGUAUUUUAGGCGACUUCGGCGUUCGACCUUCCUUGGUACCAAGCCGUGGUCAAUUCGGUCGUGAUUCUGUCGCUUUUCAUCACGAAUUCCGUCCUCACCUAUCGAUUAAUGGCCGCCGAUGGCCUUUUGGGUGAGAUUGGGCUUUUUUCUUGGCUCAUUUAGAAGAGAUUCAGGAAAAUUGUCCGUAGAGCGCGAAAAAUCACAAUUUUGGGCCUUUUUCUUGGUUAAAUUUUUAAAAAAAGCUAGGAAAAUUGUCCGUAGAGCGAAAAAAAACUUUAAUUUUGAACCUUUUUCUUGGCUCAGUUUGAAAAAAUUUAUUAAAGUUGUCCGUAGAGCGAGAAAAACUUUAAUUUUGAGCCUUUUUCUUGGCUCAGUUUGAUAAUUGUCCAUAGAGCGUAAAAAAUCUCACUUUUGAACCUGUUACCUCAGCUCAGUGAGAGAGAUAAAAUCCAGGAAAGUUGUCUUUAGAGCGCAAAAAAUCCUAGUUUUGAGCCCUUUUCCUCAGCUCAGAAAAAAUCCAGGAAAAUUAUCCAUAGAGCGCGAAAAAUCACUAUUUUGGGCCUUUGCUUUUGGCUUGGUCUGAAAAAAGCUAGCAAAUUUGUUCAUAGAGCGCGAAAAAUCACAAUUUUGAGCGUUCUUCUCGCCUUAGUUUGAAGAGAUUCAGGAAAAUUGUCCGUAAAGCGCGAAAGUUUCAUUUUGAGCCUUAAUUUUUCCGCUCAAUUUAAAGAGAUCUAAGAAAAUUGUCCGUAGAGCACGAAAAACUUUAAUUUUAAGCAUUUUCCAAUUUUGAGAAUUUAUUUUUUGGCUCACACCGUUCAAAAAAAGCUUGGGAAUUUGUCCGUAAAGCGAAAAUAUCUUGAUUUUGAGCCUUCAAUUCUCGGCUCAGUUUGAAGAGAUCCAUUAAAAUUGUGUGUAGAGCGCGAAAAAUCACUAUUUUGGGCCUUUGCUCUUGGCUUGGUCUGAAAAAAUCUAGGAAAGUUGUCCGUAGAGCGAGAAAAAUCUCAAUUUUGAGCCUGUUUCCUCAGCUCAGUGAGAGAGAUAACAUCCAGAAAAACUGUCCGUAGAGCGCAAAAAAUUCUAAUUUAGAGCCUUUUUCUCGGCCCAGUUAAAACAUAAAGCUUGAAAUUUUUCUGUAGAGCGCGAAAAAUCCUAAUUUUUGUUGCAUUAUUCUGGCUCGGCUUGAAAAAAAAAGCUUGGAAAAAUAGUCCAUAGGGCACGGAAAGUCACGAUUUUGAGCCUUUCUUUGACUCAGUUUGAAAAAAAAAAACGUAAAUAUGUCCCUAGAGCGAAAAAAACUCAAUUUUUCAUGUUUCGCCUGCUUUUUUUGAUUUUGUAGCCCACUUGUCACGUUUCGUAACACGUUGGCCUGAUUUUUUGAUUUUUUCACGAAUUUGAGCCUUCCUUUUUCUCCUUUUUUGGUACAAGUUGAACUUUUCUGGCUUUGGAGCGUAUUUAAUUUCAUGACGAAGUUUAAAAGGCCUUUCAGAGGUUUCGAAAGCCUGAAAAAAGUGCGAAAAAUGACCCAAAAGCGCUUUUUUCUCAUUUUCAAGUACUUUGGUCAUCAAUUUCUCGAGUUUUUUGGCUUUUUUUAAUUUUUUUUUUCGCAUGAAAAUGAUCAUGAAAGGCCCUAGAAUGGUCUUUUUAGAUUCUUCCCCACCCUGCAUGAUUUUUCCGUGUUUUUCAUGUCCCUAAAAAUCAGAACGAUUCGGCGUCAAGGCCACCGGAAGAAGCAGAAGAAGAUCGAAACCUAUAAGCUCGGAAAGGACGACCCAGACUUCGGAUAUCGAAGCGAAUCCAAUCAAUACGGCCUUAGAGAAUUCCGAAAAAGAUCCGCCUUCGCCUGAGGAUUCUAAAUCGAGGACUUCUGGGGCUGGAGAUGUGAAAAGGGCCAAGAAUCCGAAUAGAGUCAGCUUUUGUGCCGAUGAACCUCCGCUCUCGGACGACGCCUAUGACUCUUCUUCCACCGAGGAGGAGUACUUUUAUUGAUGGUGAGAUCAUCUUUCUCCCUUGUGUUCAGGAAGAAGGCUUUCACCUUUUUAAACUCUCACCUCUUUUUUUUUCACUCUUAAAGGCAUAGGGGCAGUCGAAAACGGAGUUCCAGGUGGAGGAAGUAUCUUGUAGAGCUUUCUUUGCGAAUCGAACGGUGUAUUCAAAAAAAUUCAAGAUGUGACAUCUUUCAAAGAAAAACGCGAUUCUACUUUCCCGCCUUUAAUUUUGAAAAAAGCUUCGGUGCUCAGACAACUGUUUACAGUAGCCGUGCACGCGAUGUUGCGGACGUCUCAUUAGACUCGCAUUUUGUGUGAAAUAACCGGAUAUCUGCUUCAAAUUAAGAGUUUCUACUCUGAAAAAUCGAUUAAGAAAACAAAAAACACACACCGAUAAUAAAGGAAACACAAAAUAUCGCAAUCCCAAUCGAAACCUCUGUAAAAUCAUCAUUUUUCACCAGAGUAGAUCAAAAUUCGUUAAUUUUAUAUAAAUAGAAAGUUUUCAUGACUAAAAGAACUUUGCUCACAACAGAAAAAAUCGAAAUUUUGAACAAACGAAGAAAAAAGCGAACUCGGACCUUGGUAACGCGAACGCGACGCGAAUCGGACGUGUCGGCGCAUUUCUAGUGACCUCUUUAGUAGCCUUAACGCUCUUAAGUGAUCCCUUGAAUCGCCCAGAAACGUCCUGAGCACGUCCGUUUCGCGUUACCAAUGUCCGAGAUAAUACGAAAAAUGGCAAAGUUGCCCGUAGAGCAACUUUACUGCAAACUUUAAGUCCUUUUGGCGGGAACUCAAAUUUCUCUCUCUCCGUCUUGAAUCAUUUUUUUUUCUUCAAAACUAGGAGAUUAUGUACGUUUCCGAGUCCACCGUUCCAUAGGCAAGAAAGACCUUUAAAAUAUGGCAUAUUCGUCUCCAACCCCAUUUUUUUAGUGCCCCUAUGCCUUUCAAGGUGUGUAGACCUGGGAGGUUCUGAAGUUUUUCCUCAAUCAAAAAAACAUUUCAACUUUAUAAAAAAAUAGUUGGAUUGAAAUCUUUUUCCUUGAUCUUAUUUCCACAAUUACUAGGGUUAAGGGACGAAAUAAGGAUUAUUAUUUUUUUCGGAACUUUAAUUUAGCUAGAUAUAUAGCUUUAAAUUAAUAUAUAUUUUUUUAUUUAAUUUUUAGUUUUUUUCCUGAUUUCAUUGGGAGAUUGAGUUGCCUUUUUUUCUACCUGAAAUUAUUUUUCCUUGAAAUAAUUUCAUUUCUUUCCAGUUCUCAUGAGACGUCGUCUGCUUCUCCAUUCCUUCCUUUUUCUCUCUUUCUCUCGAAUUUAUGUUCGUCAAAAUACUUUUAACUGUCCGUUUGUCGUCGUCCUCCAUGUGGCAUGUUCUCACGGGAAUGCAGCAAUAAAACAUGAUUUUUUGUUGGUUUUUGGUGGAUUUGGGAGUUUUUGAGAGGGGAUCCUUGAAGAAAAAAGGUUUUUUGAGGGAAUUUUGGGUUCUGUGAGCCUUAAAAAUGUUCUUUUCUUUGAAAAAUUGCGAUUUUUCCGGCCAAAAUGAGCAAUUUUUAGGUUUUUUGAGCAUCAUUUUGGCCGGAAAAAAAUCGCAAUUUUUCAAAGAAAAUGAGAUUUUUCUUAGCUCAGAAGCCGAAUGUUAUUUUCUUUGAAAAUUAGCGAUUUUUCUCCCAAAAUCAGCUGAAUUCUCAGAUUUUUCGGGUUUUUAUUUGCGAUUUUGAAAAAAUUUUUGAUUCUGAGCCUUGAAAAAUGUCCUUUUCUUGAAAAAUUAGCGUUAUUUUGUUCAAAAUGAGUUGCAUUUUCAUGUUUUUCUGGCUGUUAUCUGCAAUUUUGAAAGAAUUUCUGAUUCUUAGCCUCGAAAAAUUGCGAUUUUUCGGCCAAAAUGAGCUGAAUUUUCAGAUUUUGCGGGUUUUUAUAAGCGGAUUUUGAAUAAUUUCGAACUCUGGGCCUUGAAAAUUUGCGAUUUUUAGGUUUUUUUGAUUUUUUAACAGCUAUUUCGAGGGGAUUUGGGGUUUUGAGCAAUGAAAAUAUGUUCUUUUGUUUGAAAAUUAGCGAUUUUUUCGGUUUUUUUGAUUUUUAAUAAGCCGAUUAGGGAGAAUUUUUGGUUCUGCGCCUUGAAAAAAGUCGUUUUCUUGGAAAAUUAGCGAUUUUUCGGCCUAAAUGAGCUGAAUUUUCAGAUUUUUCGGGUUUUUUCUGCAAUUCUGAGAUAAUUUCUGAUUCUGAGCCUUAAAAUAUAGCGAUUUUUCGGCCAAAAUAAGCAAUUUUUCAGGUUUUUUGAUUUUUUAUAAGCCGAUUUGUGAGAAUUUUUGGUUCUGCGCCUUGAAAAACGCAAUUUUUUCGUCCAAAAUGAGCUGAAUAUUGAAAUUUUUCGGGUUUCAUCUGCGAUUUUGAAAGAAUUCCUUAUUUUAAGCCUUAAAAAAUUGCGAUUUUUCAGCCAAAAUGGGCAAUUUUUCAAGAUUUUCGAGUUUUUUAAGCCGAUUUGUGAGAAUUUUUGGUUCUGAGCCUUAAAAUAUAGCGAUUUUUCGGCCAAAAUGAGCAAUUUUUCGGUUUGUUUGACUUUUUAUAAGCCGAUUUGUGAGAUUUUCGAAGGAAAAAUGUCCUUUUCUUCGAAAUGUAGCCUUUUUUCUACCAGAAUCAGCAAUUUUAGAGAAUUUUAGUGAGAUUUUCCAGGUAAAAAUCGAACCAGGAAGUCGCCGGCAGCUACCCAAAGCACUGUGGUGGCUGACGUUGAACAUGGAGCUCUAGCCGUUGUUGAAGAAGAAGAUGAAGAGGUAAAAAUGACGAGAAAAACGGAAAAAAGACGAAAAAAGACGAAAAAAUAAGUGAUGAUGUGCGCUCCAUGGAUAGGGCGCCAAAAUUGGUGAUUUGAAAAUUUUUCGGCGCGAAAUUGAUUGAAUGACCUUUGAACGCCUCAGCAAGAUAUUUUAUAUCCUUUUUUGCCUGUUAAUUUCAAAAUUACGCGAGAAAUAGACAAUUUUAGCCAUGGAGCGCAUUUUCAUGAAAAAUAAUGGCUAUUUUUUCCAAGGCCCAUUUUUCGCGAUUUUUUCAAGAAGCUCCACCAUUUUUUAUCUAACUUUAAAAAAUCCUGGAAAAUACGCAAAUUUAGCCAUGAAGCGCAUUUGCAUGAAAAAUAAUGGCUAUUUUUUCCGAGGCCCCAUUUUUUGCGAUUUUUUGAACAAACUUUACCAUUUUUUGAAUCAAAGUUUGGAGAAUAACGAAAAAUGGAGAAAUUUAGCCUAGGAGCGCAUUUAAUUCAAAAAGGAACGGCUAUUUUUCCAUGGCCCGUUUUCGCGAUUUUUUCAAGAAGCUUUACCAUUUUUUUGAAUCAAAGUUUGAAGAAUCACGAAGAUUAUGCAAAUUUAGCUAUGGAGCGCAUUUGCAUUUAAAAGAACGGCCAUUUUUUCCAAUGCCCGUUUUUCGCGAUUUUCCGGUUAUUUUGAGUUAAAUUUUUCAUUUCCAGCAAUUAUCCCCACAUUCGAUUGCGAUACAAACGGGAAAUGGAUCGAUUUUGGUGGAAGACGCGACGCAAACUUGA